Lingula anatina is the source of this 2107-nucleotide messenger RNA. RefSeq names its product SNF2 related chromatin remodeling annealing helicase 1. Gene Ontology annotation, cellular component: nuclear replication fork. The record is from RefSeq and is a predicted model, not a curated record. Gene Ontology annotation, biological process: replication fork processing; DNA repair. NCBI's taxonomy places the organism in Eukaryota, Metazoa, Brachiopoda, Lingulata, Lingulida, Lingulidae.
UACCACUUUGGGUAUUUUAUUAGUGGCGUAAAUACUUAAAAUUAAAAUAAUAUUCCUAUCUUAAGAUAAACUUAGAAGGGGACAGUCAAUAGACAUUCGGGAAUGAUCGUGACCUGAGAUAAAAUUCAGGAAUGCCUUUGAAGGCUGGGAGGGGUAAGAAUGAUCCAGGAAACACGGUGACUGAGUGGAGGCAGAGCCGGAGACGAAAGGACUGCGCUCAGUCAAGUGUAUUUCUUCCUGAAUUAUUAAAAUUCCUGAAUGAUCUAUAAAGGCUGCCCUCUUCUAAGAUGAGGACAUAUCGUAUUUUGGCUUUGACGGUAUCGUUAUACCUUUUGGACUGCUAGUUACUAUGUAAACGAAACCUAUGUAUAUUUUCCAACAGACCGUAUUAAAUUUCCACGUGCAUCAAAAGAGAAUCUUGUUCAUUUGACUUGAUCAGCUGGGCGCACAACAACAAGGCCCAAGAACCGGCGCGUUAACGAACGUUACAUUAUUUUCCCGUAAAGUCUAACUGACGAAGAUUGAGACUUAACAAUAUGUGGCCGGGAGAAAACUUCCAGUUUAUGUAUUAUGAUGAAAAAAUCAUUAAUAGGAAACAUUUUCUCCAUUCCAGCCAUUCUGAUUGUCUGUGAUAUGCUGUGUGCUCAUAUAUGUGCUCAUAUAUUUGGGGAAAAUAUAUAUAUAUAUAACAGAAGUAUCAGCACAAAAUUGAAAGAAAACUGAAUACAUUUCAGAGCCUUUGUGAUGCUUUUGCCAAAAAAAUGAACAGUUGCAUGAAAUCCUCUGAUUACCAUAUAAAAAACUCACAGAUUCAAAGUUACAUACAAGUACAUGUAUGUAAAUCUGUAAUGGUCAUCAAUUUACAGGGAGUCCAACCCCAACGCCUGAAGAAGGAUGUGUUACAGCAGUUACCUGCUAAGAGACGGCAGAUGAUAGUGUUGGACCCAGAGCUUGUGAAGAUUGACAAGAAUCUCAAGUCUUCUGCAAAGUUGCUGGAUUCAAACAAAAUCAAGGGGUCUGACCGCCAUGGUUUUUUAUUGACAUAUUUCCAUGACACAGGACAGGCAAAAGUGAAGGCUGUCAGGGAUUAUGUGAUAGACUUACUAGAAAGCGGCCACAAGUUUUUGGUGUUUGCCCAUCACAAAGAGGUGCUGGAUGCCUUAGAAGAGGCAGUGAGGAAGGAGAGGUAUGGCUACAUCAGAAUUGAUGGGAAGACUAACCCAGAGCAGCGUAACUUUUUCUGCCAAAAGUUCCAGACCCGUGAUGAUGUCAUGGUCGCCAUAUUGUCCAUCACUGCCGCCAAUGCAGGUCUCAACCUCACCAGUGCUGCCCUGGUGGUGUUUGCUGAACUCUUCUGGAAUCCAGGGAUUCUGGUUCAGGCAGAAGAUCGCUGUCAUCGUAUUGGACAGCAGGACUCGGUCAACAUUCACUAUCUGGUGGCACGGAAGACGGCAGAUGAUUAUAUUUGGCCUCUAGUACAGAAGAAGCUGUCAGUGCUGGGCAAGGUUGGUCUGAGCAAGGAGGACUUUUCUGAGGCUGACACUACAGUACUUAAGGACAAGAAACAGAAAGAUAUCCUCUCCUAUUUUGAACAAUCUUUCAUGGAGGAAAGUGACAUUUCAGAGGUUCAAGACAAUGUUACUGCCCACAACCUAACCGCGGCAUCUUCAUCCAAUCAAAAAUCUGAACAUUCUGGAGGUCAAAGAAGCAUGCUACAGUUUGUAUCAAAUGGCAGCAAGGAGAGCACUGCAAAGGGGGAACAGCUGGCAGCAGAGAGGCUGAAGGAGGAAGGCAAUGUGAUGAGUGUGGAAGAAGAGCUAACUGGUGACUGGCUGGAUGAACUUGACGAAGAAUGGGAGGAACCUGCAGAGAAAAAAGUGAAAAUAGCUCACAGCGAAAGGUGAACAACUGGCAGCCUAAGGACAGAACCAGGAAGUAGGGCAGAUGGGUCUUGAAAAUAUCACAUUAAUGAUGCAGUGUAAUUAAGGAGGCUGGCAACAUAUCUGUAUGUUAACUUAAAGAUAACAGGGGCCUUUGGAGUAUACAAGGAGGGCAGAGAUCUGAGCACCAACUUUAUCAUGGAAUGGGUUUCCUUGUCUCCUCUGGA